AUGACGACACAAGAAGUUCAUGACUUGAUCAAGACUCUCGAUGACCAUGUUGACCAGUGUCGUGAAAUUGCGCAUACAAUCGAACUCUAUGGUCGCACCAAAGUUCCUUUCACGAUUCGAACCAACGUUCGACUUGAACAAACGCGUCGCAUCUCGCUCCCUGGAGAAAAUGAGAAAACCUCAAUAGAUUAUCUCCUGCUUGAGGAAACGGCAUCGAAUAGUCACUUGCCGGAUGACGAAGCUAGAUGGGGCAAGCUCCUGGAAACGAAGGAGAUUUCGUCUACAGAGUAG
This is a messenger RNA of Serendipita indica DSM 11827, 291 nucleotides long. Lineage: Eukaryota; Fungi; Basidiomycota; Agaricomycetes; Sebacinales; Serendipitaceae. The record is from the annotation of a GenBank genome assembly.